UCAUCCCACCCUCACCGUCGACACCUUUGGCCCCUCAUGCUCUGGUCAUCCUCAGACUUGAACACCGGCGGAGAUUACGAUCGGUGAAGUAUCGACCUCGCGAUCGGUGAAGUAUCGACCUCGCGAUCGGUGAAGAAACAGCAAUUUCAUUCGAUGUGACCUUUUGACUACGAUUCUCCAACUCGUCGCCGAUAAACUUACCAAUCUCCGCACUUCCCCAAUCUCAAAACAUCUGCGGGCACUUUCAGCAUAACUCUGCCUUCUGAAAUCCGACAAGAAAUCGAAGAUGAAAACCCGAUUACUGACCAAAACACUUCCUGGUAAUCAUUCUUUCCUUUCUCUCGUCGAAAUUUUCACAACCCAAUUUCGUUAUUACGCUUCUAUGGCGAUAAGUGGUGAAAAUUCUGUUGCCAAUUUGGAGAAAUUGAUCCAAACAAAAUGUAAAUCCAGAAACCUAACAGUAGAAGAAGCUUUGGGUUUCUUCAAUUCCUUGAUUGAAAUGCGACCCAUGCCCUCUAUUUGGGCUUUCAAUCAAUUGCUUGGCUCUCUCUCCAACAUGAAACAUUAUUCCAUUGUUGUUUCUAUGUAUAGGGAGAUAAUGGAUUGUGAUUAUAUUAGUCCUGAAGUGGGUACAUUGAAUAUUGUCAUCAAAUGUUUGUGUCGUAUGAAGAAGGUUAAAUUUGGUUUCUCUGUUUUAGCAACUAUGCUUAAAAGUGGUCUUGAGUACGAUGCUCCUACGAUGAAUACUCUGCUCCAUGGGCUUUGUACCGAAGGCUCGAUGGUGGCGGCGAUGGAUUUGUUUGAUAAAAUAGUUGAGAUGGAAAACUUGUGUAAUUUCCUUACUUACACGACCGUCAUUAAUGGGUUUUGUAACGCUGGAGAAACUUCAAAGGCGCUUGAGCUACUUAAGCAAAUGCAAGAAGAUCGGAGGAUUACACCCGUUGUAUAUUGUUUCAUACCAAUCAUUGACCGCCUUUGUAAAGAAAGACGAGUGGAUGAGGCCCUCGGCAUGUUUGAAGAUAUGAUCAAUCAUGGUGUUCGGCCAAAUGUUGUUUGUUAUAAUUCUUUAAUUCACGGAUUAAGCAAAUCGGGUCGUUGGGAAGAAGUCGAGAGAUUGUUAAUCCAGAUGAUUGAUUGCCGAAUCUCACCUGAUACAUUUACUUACACCGCAUUAAUUGAUUCUGUUUUGAAGGAAGAAAAAUCUCAAGAAGCAAUUAGAUUGUUCGAGUUGAUGACUAGUAAAGGUGUAGAGCCUAAUGUUGUGACAUUCAAUUCUUUGAUUUCUAAUUUGUGCAAGUCUGGUCAAUGGAAAGAAGUGACACGAUUCUUGGAAAAAAUGGCGGGUUACGGAAUCUCUCCUGAUAUUUUCACGUUGAAUGCUGUGUUGGAUGCUCGCUGCAAGGAAGGAAGCAUUGCAGAGGUGCUUUAUCUUGUGGAAGAAAUAACUGAUAGAGGUGUAUUGCCUGAUGUGAUUACCUGCGACUCCUUACUUAUUGGAUUGUGUUGUUUUGGUAAAUUGGAAGAAGCUAAGAAAUUGUUUGAUGUCAAGCCCAGUUGGAAAAUUUUUCCUGAUAUUAGAACUCUGAACAUCAUUUUGAAUGCUCUGAUUAAUGAAGGUAUGAUAGAGAAAGCUGAAAAAUUAUUCGAGGCAAUGAUUGAACAAGGCAAAGAGUUCAAUACGACAACCUACAGCACCUUGAUUAAGGGAUAUUGUCUUCAAGGUAGAAUGCAUGAAGCCGAAGAGGUCUUUGAUCUCAUGGCGAUAAAAGGUGUUCUUCCUGAUACGAUUUUGUAUAACACCUUGAUUUAUGGUUACAUAAAGGUUAAAAGAGUUGAUGUCGCUCUCAAGCUUCUCAAGGACAUGAUCCAGAAAGGACUAGUGCCUAAUUAUGUGACACGGAAGAUUUUGAAAAGCAUUCAUGCUCUUAAGCUUGAAGCAUCCAUACAGUAAUUGUCAAUGGGGGUGAGGUUAAGAUUUGAUCAUUUACAUUUUUAUAUACUACUGAGGACGUAUUAGAUCUAGUCCCUUUUUAAGGCGUUGAGUUCAUGCACGAACACGAAGUUUAACAUAGUUUUGCAUGCUAUUCUUUUAUAGUGGUUAUUUUUGGCUAAGUAAAUAUGCAAAGGGAUUUUAUAACAUGAUCAGGUACCAGAAUUUGGAAUUUGAGCAGGCUUUGAUAUUUCUGGCUUCACUAGAUUGAAUG
Morus notabilis is the source of this 2204-nucleotide messenger RNA. Its product is annotated as pentatricopeptide repeat-containing protein At1g62670, mitochondrial-like. Gene Ontology annotation, molecular function: protein binding. The coding region runs from base 287 to 1951 and encodes 554 amino acids. NCBI's taxonomy places the organism in Eukaryota, Viridiplantae, Streptophyta, Magnoliopsida, Rosales, Moraceae. The record is from RefSeq and is a predicted model, not a curated record. The transcript has a single exon.